AUGUCGAACUUGCAACAAUCGUACAAUGCUGGACAGACCAAGGGCCAAGCUAAUGUCUCUUCUUCCAUCCAAUUUCUUGAGAAGGCAGAGCAAUGGACAGAAUCUGCCAAGGAAACUGCACAUAGUGCUCGCGACAAGACUGCUAACGCGGCUCAGUCCACCAAAGAAUCUGCCCAACACGGUCAACAACAAGCCUCUGGUUUCAUCCAACAAACUGGAGAGUCAGUGAAGAAUAUGGCUCAAGGUGCUGUUGAUGGUGUCAAGAACACUCUUGGCAUCAAUGAGAAGAAAUGA
This is a messenger RNA of Arabis nemorensis, 294 nucleotides long. The record is from the annotation of a GenBank genome assembly. Lineage: Eukaryota; Viridiplantae; Streptophyta; Magnoliopsida; Brassicales; Brassicaceae.